Molecule: messenger RNA, 540 nt
Organism: Exophiala mesophila
Lineage: Eukaryota; Fungi; Ascomycota; Eurotiomycetes; Chaetothyriales; Herpotrichiellaceae
Exons: 1
Coding region: 1-540 (179 amino acids)
Source: RefSeq, a predicted model, not a curated record
AUGAAUCUCCCUCCCGAUUUAGACCAACCAUGGUGUCGAGAACUGCUUUCAAGCCCCGGGACAGAGAUCGUCAGCCAACCCACAGCCAAGUCAGACCACGUGGACUUCCGACUAUCCAACAGCAUGUUUUCACGCACGCUGUACACACCGACGGGGAUUCGGGCACAGAUCAACUUCCGCAGGCCGACCAAGGAGCCCGACGCCGCCCGACCUUGGGAAUUUUGUUUCUUGUUGUCAGUGGGCGACGGUCUUGACGGUAAGACUGGCAGGGCACAUGGCGGCUUCAAUGCCCUCCUCCUCGAUCAGAUCACAGGUACUGUGGCCGCUGAGGCCAGUGGCGCUUUUGCCCCGGCUACUGCCACCAUGACCGUCGACUACAAGGCUCCCAUUGAUACCCCAGGCAUCAUCUUAUGUCGUGGCUGGGCUAUCGAUAUCACGGGGAGGAAGAAUUGGAUCAAGGGAAGCAUCGAGGAUCCCUCCGGCAAAGUUUUCGCCUCCGCAAAGGCUCUGUUUGUCAGUCCUAGAAUUCAGAACUUAUGA